Molecule: messenger RNA, 222 nt
Organism: Hydatigera taeniaeformis
Lineage: Eukaryota; Metazoa; Platyhelminthes; Cestoda; Cyclophyllidea; Taeniidae
Source: the annotation of a GenBank genome assembly
AUGGAAAGACUGGAGUCCUGGCGCCUCGACAAUGCCACUGACGUGGACGAACAAAUUGAGGAUGUACUGAUACAUCCAGAAAGCACCGGUGGAAUUCAAUUCCAAGUCAUCAAUACGCCUGUUGUGUUCAGCAGUUGUCCAACUGUUCCCACGGCCGUCUAUGCGAGUCAGUGGGUGGACGCGACCACCGCCAAGAUCGCCAUCAGUGCACCGUCUGAUUGA